Messenger RNA from Vitis riparia (riverbank grape), 2057 nucleotides. RefSeq names its product protein phosphatase 1 regulatory inhibitor subunit PPP1R8 homolog. Gene Ontology annotation, molecular function: mRNA binding; protein binding. The transcript has 3 exons. Bases 333 to 1634 code for a protein of 433 amino acids. Lineage: Eukaryota; Viridiplantae; Streptophyta; Magnoliopsida; Vitales; Vitaceae. The record is from RefSeq and is a predicted model, not a curated record.
UGCGUAGGAGGCUUCUCUCUUCUUCUGCACUCACCCAAACCCAGUUCGAUUUCUAUCUCAAACCCUCUUUUUUUCUCAAGGAUUUGUUCCUUUGAAGCUAAACCCAUAUCAUUUUCAACUUUCUCAAAGCCCUAAUGUUCCAUAUCUUCACUGGGUUUUGGAUGGAAGAUUUGUAUGCAGCAUUUACUUGAGGAGUAUGGUGGAUAGAACAGAUGCAGAGAUGAUAUCAGGCCUGGUUACUUAUUUGGAGGGAAUAAGGCAUUGUGGUCCUGUUAUCUGUGAACUCUGUUGAAUUGCGGGUGUUAGUUUUUUUUGAAGAUACAGGAAGGAAAAUGUAUGGGAGAACGGGUCUUGAUAGAUUUAAGAAAGCUCAAUCUUUGGAGCCAUUUUCAGUUACUGUAAAUUCCAAAACUAGCCAACCUGCUGCUCCAACAGCAGUUGCUCAUCCCUCUGUUGGAUAUUCACACUCGCAACAUCAGAAAUCCCAGUAUCAGCCCCAGAACAAUGUGGCUCUGAAACCCAUAGGAGCUGAUGUGGCACCAUCAGCAGUGCCGGCUCAGCAAGUGACUCAGCUGGGAGGGGGCCAAUCUACUUGGCUGCCUCCCGACUGGGCCAUUGAGCCUCGACCAGGGGUGUAUUAUCUUGAGGUUUUGAAGGAUGGUGAGGUCCUUGAUCGGAUUAAUCUUGACAAGCGGAGGAAUAUAUUUGGGAGGCAGUUUGCUAGUUGUGAUUUUGUGCUUGAUCAUCAGUCUGUUUCACGACAGCAUGCUGCUGUCAUUCCUCACAAGAAUGGAAGCAUAUAUGUAAUUGAUUUGGGUUCUGCACAUGGAACAUUUGUUGCCAAUGAGCGGUUGACCAAAGAAACACCUGUUGAGCUUGAGGUGGGACAAUCUCUGCGGUUUGCUGCGUCCACAAGGAGUUAUAUAUUGAGAAAGAAUAAUGAAGCUCUUUUCCCUCCACCUCCAUUACCCUCAGAAGUUAAUCUACCGCCACCCCCUGAUCCUUCUGAUGAAGAAGCUGUUUUGGCUUAUAACACAACUCUAAAUCGUUAUGGUUUGAGCAAAUCAGAUUUACUGCCAAAAUCCAUUGAGUCAAGUUGCUCAUCAGGUGGAAAAGAUGACAUCUCUCAGUCAGAGAGAGCAGCUAAGCGAAUUAAGAAAGCAAGAGUGGCCUUCAGGGAUCAAGUUGGGGGAGAGCUGGUUGAAGUUGUUGGGGUUUCAGAUGGUGUAGAUGUAGAAACUGAACCUGGUCCAGUAGGUGUGAAAGAAGGAAGUCUUGUUGGGAAAUACGAAUCCCUUGUACAGAUCACUGUGAUACCCAAAGGGAAAGAACAGCCGUCUGUGAGGGAAGACAAUGUUUCACAAAAAGGUGUGACUGAUAAACUACAAGAAGUCUUGAACAAGGUGAAAACUGCUCCAAAGAGUGGCAUCUAUGAUGAUCUUUAUGGAGAAUCAUUUUCUGGCAAGUUGGGUUCCUCAUGGGCAUAUUCAUCCUCCAGUUCAGAUGGUAAACAAAUUUCCAAUGACUUUGAAGGCAAGGCUCUUAGUGCAUCAAGUGGGAGAUCUGGUGCUAAUUCAAGCUCUGUUGAUGAUGAUGAUGAUGGUGAUGUUGAUGAUGAUUUAUUUGGCGACUAGUUGAACUAAGCAGCAAAGUUCAUCGGUUUCUUGUAUUAUUCCCCUUUUGUGAGUUUGACAAUAUGAUUGAAAGUUGAAAAGCUUCAUUCUAUGGACUUCAACAGAUAUUGUUUCCGUUGCAAAUGGGAAGAUUUUUGCUGUAUUUCAUCAUCAAUUUUUCUGUCUUUGGGAUUCACUGCAUGAGGGUAUGAACCUCCAAUUCAGUUACAACUUGAGACCAUGGUGUUAGACCUUUGCUCCCUUUGAGGAUAUGGAACUUAAGUGUAUAAUAGUAGUGGCAGUCAUUUAGCUGGUUAGUUUAUUUUUUUAAUGUUGUGAUCUCAUCACCUGUUUCUGCUGCUCUUAAUAACCAGGAAAUUCAGGGUCACUAGCUCCAUAUGCAUAUGUUUUCUUGGGGUUGGAUAACAGCUUUUAAUUUCAAAA